Messenger RNA from Odocoileus virginianus texanus, 3304 nucleotides. The record is from RefSeq and is a predicted model, not a curated record. Lineage: Eukaryota; Metazoa; Chordata; Mammalia; Artiodactyla; Cervidae.
CAGCUCGGAGCACGCGAGCGCCGAGCGCGCGCCGGAGGCACGCGGGGGAAAAGUCCUCGGAGGCGCUGCGGGCGGUGCGGAGACACCCGUGCAGCUUCUGGAGCCGCAGCCCGCACCCGCUGCAGCGCCUGCGCCCCCCGCGGCCAGAGGGAGCCCCCCACCCUUGCCUGCUCCAGCGGUGCGCGCGAUGGCCCCGCGCAAGAAUGCCAAGGGCGGCGGCGGCAACAGCAGCAGCAGCAGCUCUGGUAGUCCGACCGGCUGCACCAGCGGCGGCAGCAGCAGCCCCGGGGCCCGGAGAGAGACAAAGCAGGGAGGACUCAAGAACGGGAGGAAAGGAGGACUUUCUGGAAGUUCAUUUUUUACAUGGUUUAUGGUCAUCGCGUUGCUCGGAGUUUGGACAUCAGUAGCUGUGGUCUGGUUUGAUCUUGUUGAUUAUGAAGAAGUGUUAGCCAAAGCAAAGGACUUCCGUUAUAACUUGUCAGAGGUACUUCAAGGAAAACUUGGAAUCUAUGAUGCUGAUGGUGAUGGAGAUUUUGAUGUGGACGAUGCCAAAGUUUUAUUAGGCCUGACCAAAGAUGGCAGUAAUGAAAAUAUUGAUUCUCUUGAGGAAGUCCUUAAUAUUUUAGCAGAGGAAAGUUCAGAUUGGUUUUAUGGUUUCCUCUCAUUUCUCUAUGAUAUAAUGACUCCUUUUGAAAUGCUAGAAGAAGAAGAAGAAGAAAGCGAGACCGCAGAUGGCGUUGAUGGGACGUCACAGAAUGAAGGGGUUCAGGGCAAGACUUGCGUCAUCUUGGAUUUACAUAACCAAUAACUUUGAUGCAGGGGCUGAAGUCACUGGCUUAUGAACCCCUGCAGCAGUCUCCUUUUUCUUUCUCUCCUUGGUUCACCCAGGGCUUAAUGUGCAGUGGGGCAGCUUGAUGGGACAAUACAAGGCAACCAUGUGAUCUUUCCCCCAGUACAGCGCCUAAUUAGUCCCUUGCUUGACUUUCCCGCUUGAGGAAAGCAGCAUUCUCCUCCUAGUGGUUCACAAGGUGCAUUGAGAAUGAUGUUCUUGGUAGUAUAAUUGGUUUCUGUAUCGUUUUGUUUCAACUUAUGUGUUCACUGAACUAAAUUCAGAAACUUAAUAGCAGAUUGUUUUGUGAUUAACCCUUGCUGCCUGUCCUUCUAACAUGCUAUUCAUUAAGAUGAUUACAGUGGAAUUGAUUAUAAAUAUAUUGCUAGCAUGAUUCAUGCCUUCAGUGCUUCUCUGUUGAUCCUUAACAUGAUUGAUGUGUAAAAUGAUGGCUCUUUAAAAAGCUGAUACUUUUUAUUGUAAUUUGUUUAGGUUGAUUUGUCAGAUGGAUUAAUAACAAAUUGCAGUGUCAACUUCUGUAUUCAUGGUGCUUUGAAAAUAAUUUGAAAAUAACCCCAUGUUGUUGCCUUAGGGUAGUUCAAUUGCUGUAUUCAGAUAGUAGUGUAUCUGAAUCUUUCUCUCUAUGAAAGCAAAAUUUAUUUUUAAUUUCAUUUCCAAAUAUACAUUCAGAGAAAGUAAUUUGUAUUUUUCUUAAAGGAGGCUUAUUACACAGGAAGGAAAAUGUGAAUAUGUAUCUUAAAGAAUGUUGUACAUAUUAAAAUUAUUCAUCCUAAAUUACGGUCUUUUUCCAUUUUUUCCUAUAUUACCUUAUUAAUUGGCCAUCAACUUUGGCUUAGGUAUAAUAUGGUUUUUAAAAUUAAAUUCAUUGAAGUGGUAAUUCUUUUUCUGAAAAUCUGUUUUUGCCAUUAGAAAACUUUAAAAACACCUUUGAAUUAAUUCAUUUAAAAUGAGUUUGCUUUGGUGAUAGCAAGAGCAAUGGUAUUAUUAAACAUAUGUAACAUGCAUUUCUUAAAAUGAGAUUUCAUUCAUUUCCCACCUCAAAUAAAGCUCUUACGGCUUAAGAGCAAUAAGACUGAAGACUCUUAGUUUCUUUCUCCCUUUUUGAGAGUGGUUGUUCAUGUUUUUACAUCUUUCUGAGCCUCUGUGAAACUUAUCUUGGCUUUGGUUCUUUAUAGAGCUUAAUAUUGGAAAAUAUUUGAGUUUUUUAAUAUUUUACUUAGCUAUAAUUUCUACUUUUCAAAUAUUUAUUCUUAUUUUUUCCCUUUAAAUCAAGUUGCUUUCAGAAAGUGAAUUAUUCACCAUUUUUUUUCAGAAGGGACUAUGACCAAGAGGGACUUCUUUUUUAGAAGUCUCUUGCAGGCUCUCAAAACAAGAGCCUGAAAAUAAAAGUUUCAAAUUAGAACCCUGGAACCUAUCAAUUUCCCCUUUGACUUAAUAUUUGCAUGUGUUGGGGAAAACUGUCUAGUUUGCUAAUCUUAAGCAUUAUUCAUAACUCCUUUUGGAAACAGAUACAUGUGUUAUACAUUGGGGCCUUCCCAGGUGGUGCUAGUAGUAAGUAACCCACCUGCCAAUUCAGGAGACACAAGAGAUGUUUGUUUGGUCCCUGAGUUGGGAAGAUCCCCUGGAGAAGGAAAUGGCAACCCACUCCAGUAUUCUUGCCUGGAGAAUCCCAUGGACAGAAGAGCCUGGUGGGCUACUGUCUGUGGGGUUGAAAAGAGUCAGACAGUACUGUGAGAUUUAGCACACACAUACAUUAUACAUUGGACAAUGAUCUCCUAACACUUAAAUGAUUAUUAUAAUCCUAGUUUGUCUUUUCCUAAUUAUUCAAGGAAUAUGCUUCAUUCUGUUAAUGUUUUUGACAAUCAAAAGCUUCUAACUUUGGAAUGUUAAUAUUUUGAAGCAAAAGAGUAGGAUUUAAUAAUGUUCUUUCUGAAAGUUUAUGCUGUCUUUGUCCAUAUUUAUCAUGUUUUUUCACUUUGAAUUUUAGUACUAUGACAUAUCAGAGUUUGUUAGGUUUAAAUUCAAAAGGAGUCUUAAGCCUCACUCUCAGAGAAAUUCCUUUAGUCCAGUGUCUGAGAUGUAUUUUUUAAGGCAGUCUUGUUUCUUAAUGCUUCAUUGCUACUAACUCUAGAAGAUGUUUGAUCACUUUAUGAGAAGUAAAUAAUGAAAUUUGUGUGUUAAAAAUGUUCAGAAUCAUUAAUUUUUCAUCAGAUUGCUUUUUUGUCACAAUACUAAUGCACACUUUAUGUACAGAAAUUAAUUAUGCUGUAUUUUUGUAAGUGAAAAAUAAGGAUGUGGGAUCCUUUGCCAUUUUUUUGGUACCCCUGCUGAUCAGCCCUUUGAAAAGCCUCUGAUGAUAAAAUCCAGGUAACUGGUGAACCCCUGACUUCUGUGACAGCCUUCAACUUGUGCUCAUGGCUUGCUUUGGUGAGAAAAUAAAGGUAUUUGCAAAAC